AUGGUUGGUGAAGACACGCCUUUCCCUUCCCCGUUAUCGCAUAGGCUGCCCACCGUCUCCGCAUCUCAAGCCCUCCAAACCCUCCAAGCACGCGGGGCUCGCACUGUCUCGACUGGCAUCUCGCAGCUCAACAAGCUCCUCGCCCCUGCCAGCCUCCCGGGCCAUGAUGUCUCGGGCGGGUAUAUGCGCGGGAAAGUGACAGAGGUCUUCGGACCGUCAGGAGUCGGCAAGACAGCCUUUGGGAUUCAGGCCGCAGUGUGUGCAUUGCGCGAGGGCCAGCGUGUUGUCUGGGUUGACGCUGCCUGCGCGCCCUUGACCAAGCACCGCUUCGACAGCGUCCUCUCUACACUCAACAAUGCGCCCGGAGAAACUUCCCUAGAUGUGCUGCGCAGUCACGUCCAAUACUUCGCGGCGCCAACGCUUGCCCAUCUCCUGGCGCUCUUCGUGCAUUCGCCUGCUUCAUAUCCCCCGCAGAAUACGAGUCUAAUCGUGAUCGACUCGCUCUCAACGCUCAUAGAUAAUGCAUACCCCCGUUAUACAGACGACCGUAUAGCGAAGAACAAGACGGACCAGUCACGAUGGGCUGCAGGACGCAGGUUUGCGGUGAUUAACGAGUUGAUCUCAACAUUGACUAGGUUUGCUGCGCUGCACGACAUUGCGCUACUCAUCGCAAAUCCAACAAUCACCCGGAUUCGGGGUGCAUCGCGGGCACUACUGGUUCCAGCAAUAUCAGGGGUUGAAUGGGAGAAUGGCAUCUCCACUCGAUUGGUCUUGUUCAGGGACUGGGCGCGCCAAGGAAAGGAAAAUGACACAGCAGACGCUGAUAGAUCAGGAAGAGCCCGGUUCGCCGGCCUCGUCAAGGCAAAUGGCGUCGCUUUCGCUGAGGAAGGCGGCGUGGGCAACGUGGUCCCCUUUACGGUCGAAAAAUCUGGCCUUUGCGAUAUAAGCAUAGCUGCAGACGAAAUUACAGCUUCAGUGCUUCUCCCAGCACAGGCGAGACCGUCUAAAAGGCCAUUCGCCGAGAUCGACGAGGAUGCAGGCGAAGAGCCCAAUUCUGAUGAGCUCUAUGGUUGGAUAGAAGAUGAUGAAGUCGCUGCUGAGGGGUUAUUGAUUGAUGAAGUACCUGCAACCGACAACGUUCACGCCACAGGAGCUCGACCAGAAGAAACUGCAAGAGACCGCAACAAGAAGGUGGCACGAACGACCACGAUCUGA
Molecule: messenger RNA, 1215 nt
Organism: Cucurbitaria berberidis CBS 394.84
Lineage: Eukaryota; Fungi; Ascomycota; Dothideomycetes; Pleosporales; Cucurbitariaceae
Product: P-loop containing nucleoside triphosphate hydrolase protein
Exons: 5
Coding region: 1-1215 (404 amino acids)
Biological process (GO): reciprocal meiotic recombination; DNA repair; meiotic DNA recombinase assembly
Cellular component (GO): Rad51B-Rad51C-Rad51D-XRCC2 complex; Rad51C-XRCC3 complex; replication fork
Molecular function (GO): ATP binding; crossover junction DNA endonuclease activity; ATP hydrolysis activity
Source: RefSeq, a predicted model, not a curated record